AUGGAUUUUGGUCUUCCUCCUGGUGGUAUAGGGCCGAGCCCUGGCAUCAACAUGACCCCUGGUGGCCCGCCGGGUCCUGGUGGGCCUGGUGGACCUGGUGGGCAGGGUGGGGACGGUGCUCCGGUGUAUGGCAGGCGAAAUGUGAGACUGGCCCCCGAAGUGAACCGAAUCCUGUAUGUGCGCAAUUUGCCCUACAAAAUCAGUGCAGAUGAGCUCUAUGACAUAUUUGGCAAGUACGGCUCAAUCCGUCAGGUUCGCCGUGGCAAUGGCCCAGAAACGCGCGGCACCUGCUUCGUGGUCUACGACGACAUCUACGAUGCCAAGAAUGCCAUGGACCACUUGAGUGGUUUCAACGUCGCAGGACGGUACUUGGUGCUGUUGUACUAUAACCCCUUCAAGAUGCAGCAGAAGGUGGAUGCAAAGGUCAAGCGCGAGGACAUCGAGAGGCUCAAGAAGAAGUUUCUUUGA
Messenger RNA from Symbiodinium natans, 468 nucleotides. Lineage: Eukaryota; Dinophyceae; Suessiales; Symbiodiniaceae. The record is from the annotation of a GenBank genome assembly.